AUGUCAUCAACAAAUAAAAGAAUAGCUUUACCAGCAAGAGUAGAGCCAAAAGUGUUUUUCGCAAAUGAAAGAACUUUCUUGUCGUGGUUGAAUUUUACAGUCAUUUUGGGUUCAUUAGGUGUUGGUUUAUUGAACUUUGGUGAUUACGUUGGUAGAAUCUCAGCUGGAUUGUUUACAUUCAUUGCAAUGCUUACCAUGCUUUAUGCUUUGGUUACUUACCAUUGGAGAGCCAAGGCCAUUAGAUUGAGAGGUUCUGGUCCAUACGAUGACAGGUUUGGUCCUACAAUGUUGUGCGUCUUUUUACUAGCUGCUGUGAUUAUUAACUUUAUUUUGAGAAUAAGGACCUAA
Molecule: messenger RNA, 348 nt
Organism: Lodderomyces oxycetoniae
Lineage: Eukaryota; Fungi; Ascomycota; Pichiomycetes; Serinales; Debaryomycetaceae
Exons: 1
Coding region: 1-348 (115 amino acids)
Cellular component (GO): vacuolar transporter chaperone complex; fungal-type vacuole membrane
Source: RefSeq, a predicted model, not a curated record